UUUUUAUCCCGGAAGGUCAACCACCAAAAUCAGUGGGGCAAAAGCCGGGAGUCAUUUGCCAGUAUUUUAUUAAGAAUAGAACUGAUUACAACAGAGAGGGGGACCAAACCGAAACCUCUCCCGCAGAAAAUAUAAAUUAAUACAAACAACGAAAAGAGGGAAAACCAAACAAAUCACGAAAGUAAGCAUUACGGGCCAUAGAAGGAAGUUCUUUAGGGAGCUGGAAUGAAUGGACCUGGGCCGUAGAUGAAACAGCCAAAAAGUGAGCGACCCAAUUCCCUUCACGUAAGACAUGUCUGAACCGAAUCCCCUUACUAAUUUCGAACAGCCUCAUUUCCUGAAAUAUGAUCUUCCAUCGUCCACCAAUCACCUGAGGCAACAUCGAGAGAACAUCUGCAGCAUCCGUCUCGAGCUCAAACCCGGUGAAUCCAGCAUCAACCGCCCAGCGAACCGCAUACACCACCGCCAUAAUCUCUGCUUUUAAGCUCGAGUAAGCUUCGAUGGGGAAGGAUACUGCUGCAACCAUAUCACCACUUGGAUUCCUUAAAAUCGCACCUCCCCCAGAUUUAUCAGGGAGUUUCCACCUUCUUUCUUGGAAGUUGCCAAGAGGCAUCUCACACCUUCUUGGAAGGAGGUCUCCAACAAAUAAAGAUGGGAGAAGAUAUGGAGAUAACUAUGGAAGCAUGGAUGCAACUUCCUCUUGUCUCCAAAGUAGCCUAUAAAUAGAGUGUUCUAUUGUUGUUCAUAUCAUCAGUUUAGAAAGUGAGAAAAGUGUGUGAAGAGUGAAAUACACUUAGAGUAGAAGUGUAUUGGUGAGGAUUGGUUUUUUGUAAUAGUUGAGUGUGAGAGUUUGCUCCUCCUAUUGUAAUUCUGUUCUUGAUAUUGAAUAGAAGAAUUUUCCAAUCCCAACAAGUGGUAUCAGAGCGAGGUUGAGCUUUCAUACACUGUUUUCUCAUUUUCAGAUAAAUUUCUACAGGUUAGAAAAUCGUGAUUUUUCAAGUUGCUCGGAAUCACGAUCUGAUCAUACCGUUAGAUUCGUCUCGUCGAGACGAGAAAUCUGGUAUUUUUGGGGAAUUUUUUGGCCACCGGAAGAGGCCGAACGCACCGCCCAAACGCGCCGGAAAACUGCCUGCGUCAUCAUUGCGUCAUCACGCAGUCCAGAGGAAGAAGACGAGCCACGUCAGCGCCACGUCAGCCGCCACGUCAGCGCCACGUCAGUCCACGUAAGCGCCACGUCAUCCGCCACGUCAUCCGUGCAAGCCAUCCUCUGGGUGCCACGUCAGCGCCACGUCAGUGACACGUGGCGCCACAUCAGCGCCAGCGCAGUCCAGCUGUUGCCACGUCAUCCGCCUGCUGGUCUGCCCACUGGUUUGUUGCUUGAACCGGACCGAACCGGUUCGAAGUUGUGGAGGCCGGUUCACCUAUUUCCAGACCGGUUUUGGACGAGGUCAGACCGGUUCCUACCAUUUUCGGCCAUUCCGGAUCCAACGGUGAGCUCCGUUUGUCCAAAUUCGGCUCCAAAAAUAAGGUACGAGAUAUUUUGAGCGUUUUAUUAUGGAUAAAUCAUCAUCGGACACCAUGAUUGCGCUCACUUCCACAAAUUACAAUAUGUGGAAGCCUCGGAUGGAGGAUUUGCUAAAUUUGAGGGAUUUAGCCGAUCCUCUUGAUAAUAAUGGCGUGAAACCGGAUAAAAAGACGGAUGAAGAAUGGACAAAAAUGAAUAGAAAAACUGUCGCACAAAUUCGACAGUGGAUAGAUCAUAGUGUGUUCCACCAUGUUGCGCAAGAACAAAGUGCUUACACACUAUGGGAGAAGCUUGGUAGCAUGUAUCAAGCAAAAACCGCCCGAAAUAAGACGUUACUAAUGAGGAGAUUAGUAAACCACAAGUUACGAGGAGGUAUUUCGGUGUCAGAACACACCAGUCAAUUCCAGGAUCUUGUGAAUCAGUUGAGCACCACAGGAUGGGUUCUCAAAGAUGAAGAGCAGGCGAUACUACUCUUGAGCUCUCUACCUGACAGCUGGGAGACUCUUGUUGUCACUCUCAGCAAUUCUGCCCCCAAUGGCAAAGUGACUAUGCAGAUGGUCACAGAUGCCCUUAUGAACGAAGAAGCCCGAAGAAAAGAAGCCGGGACUGAACAAUCAUAUGCCUUCGUGUCAGAAACCAACAGACGAGGGGGAGGCAGAAAUGGAGGAAGAAGUCGAGGUCGAGGUAGAGGCCAAGGUCAAAACAGAGGAAAUUCUCAAGUUCGCGGCCGAUCACAAGAACGAGGUAUGUCCUGUGAAAACAAUACUUGGUUUGAAGGAUAUUGCAACUAUUGUGGUAAUUAUGGGCAUAGAAAAAGAGAUUGUAGAAAGUUUCUACGAGAACAGCCACAAACGAGUCAAAAUACUAGCCAAGAAGAUGGUGAGGCCAUGGUUAGUUUGUCAUCAGACGUGUGUCUUGUUACACAUGGUGAACAAGAAUGUUUACACGUAGGUACUCAUGAAGUUGAGUGGGUGAUUGAUACAGCCGCAUCAUUUCACACUACUCCACACCAGAACUUAUUCACAUCUUAUAAGUCAGGAGACUUUGGAGCUGUGAAGAUGGGAAACACGAGUUUCUCGAAGAUUGUUGGCAUUGGUGAUGUGCACAUAACAACCAAUGUCGGAUGCGCACUUGUGUUGAAAGAUGUUCGACAUGUUCCGGAUCUUAGAUUGAAUCUCAUCUCCGGUACAGCUCUGGAUCAGCAAGGAUAUCUUAACCGAUUCAAAGAAGGUAUGUGGAAGUUAUCUAAAGGUUCAUUGGUUGUUGCAAGAGGCAAUAUUUGUGGUACUCUUUAUAAAACUCAUGCAAAGUUAUGUCAUCCGAGUCUCAAUGCUAUUGAAGAAGAGAUAUCACCAAACUUGUGGCACCGGAGGCUAGGCCACUUGAGCGUGAAGGGAUUGACAACUCUUGCAAAGAAGGAAGUCAUUUCCAUGGGCAAAGGUGUUGCCCUAGAUCCAUGCGAGCACUGUCUAUUCGGGAAACAACACAAGAUUUCCUUCAGUUCUACCAGGAAGAACCAUUUAGAGUUACUCAGUCUUGUACACUCUGAUGUAUGCGGACCCAUUGAAGAGGAGUCACUUGGAGGAAGCAGGUAUUUCGUGACAUUCAUUGAUGAUGCAUCACGAAAGGUAUGGGCUUAUUGUUUGAAGAGUAAGGAUCAAGUGUUUGAUCGCUUCAAAUUAUUUCAUGCCAUGGUAGAAAGAGAAACAGGGAAGAAGUUGAAGUGUCUACGUUCAGACAAUGGAGGAGAGUACACUUCCCGAGAGUUCUCAGCAUAUUGCGCUGCAUACGGAAUCCGGCAUGAGAAGACGGUUCCACGAACUCCGCAACACAAUGGUGCAGCCGAAAGAAUGAAUCGGACCAUUAUGGAGAAAGUUCGUUGCAUGCUAAGUAUGGCUAAACUACCUAAGCCAUUCUGGGGUGAAGCUGUGCUGACAGCUUGUUAUCUUAUAAACAGGUCACCUUCUGUUCCUUUAAACUUUGAAGUGCCAGAGAAGAAAUGGUCAAGAAGAGAUGUUUCUUACUCUCACUUGAAAGUGUUCGGGUGCAAGGCAUUUGCACAUGUGUCCAAGGAGUUGAGACAGAAGUUUGAUCUCAAGUCAAACCCAUGCAUCUUCAUCGGGUAUGGUGAUGAAGAAUUCGGAUACCGGUUGUGGGAUCCCGAAUUGAAGAAAGUUGUACGAAGCAGAGAUGUUGUAUUUCAUGAAAACGAGUUUCAUGGGCGUGUUCCAAUAAUCCGCCAACAACAUACUCCAGAAGACGAAGUGUCUGUAUCAUCAAACAUUCCUCUCAGCGACGAGGAGAUGCAUGAUACUACUGAACAAGAGAGUGAUGGUUCAGUAGGUGAUGAUGAUACUCACAGUGAUGAUAUUCCUCAGCAGGGGGAGCCUUCAUCUGAAGACGAAGCUGAGGGUACUCAUGUUCGACGUUCUAUGCGAGGCAUAAUUCCACAGAGAAAGUAUUCCACGUCCGAAUGGAUACUUGUUGCCAGCGAGGGGGAGCCAACGAGCAUCGCAGGUACGAGAGAAAUAAAGAAAAAGGUGGAGGGGGAGAUUUGUAGGGAGUUUCCACCUUCUUUCUUGGAAGUUGCCAAGAGGCAUCUCACACCUUCUUGGAAGGAGGUCUCCAACAAAUAAAGAUGGGAGAAGAUAUGGAGAUAACUAUGGAAGCAUGGAUGCAACUUCCUCUUGUCUCCAAAGUAGCCUAUAAAUAGAGUGUUCUAUUGUUGUUCAUAUCAUCAGUUUAGAAAGUGAGAAAAGUGUGUGAAGAGUGAAAUACACUUAGAGUAGAAGUGUAUUGGUGAGGAUUGGUUUUUUGUAAUAGUUGAGUGUGAGAGUUUGC
Messenger RNA from Cuscuta epithymum, 4366 nucleotides. Lineage: Eukaryota; Viridiplantae; Streptophyta; Magnoliopsida; Solanales; Convolvulaceae. The record is from the annotation of a GenBank genome assembly.